This is a messenger RNA of Indicator indicator, 2001 nucleotides long. RefSeq names its product atos homolog B (gene ATOSB). The record is from RefSeq and is a predicted model, not a curated record. Lineage: Eukaryota; Metazoa; Chordata; Aves; Piciformes; Indicatoridae. The coding region runs from base 140 to 1987 and encodes 615 amino acids. The transcript has 7 exons.
CAUCCUGAGUGAGGUGGGGUCCAGUUCUCUCCCCCUGCAUCCUUGCACGCUAACCUGUGGCACUUUACAGCGCUCCUCCUGCUGCUGCAUGGGCUACUCUGACUCCAGCUCUGCUUGGAGUCCAGGCAAGUGAGGCUCCAUGCGGCACAUCCAUGCGGAGACGUCUCUGCCCCCAAGCACGGACCACAGCUUGCCCCAGCCCAGUGGAGAGGUGCCCUUGGAGCCUUCCUCGCAGCGCUGCACCCAUCACAACAUCCUUAUGGGCUACAAUGAGACAGAAAUCAAGCGCCAGAAGGUUUACCAGGUCUCCAUCUUCUCCCAUCUCUCCAGCUCCUCUGAGAGCACGGAGCACCAGGCAAGCAGCCGGUCGGCCAUCAAGAGGGGUUACCCCGAGCAGCGAACUCCAGAGGGGGUGCGAGAUCCCAAACGAACUCACUGGGGUGGUGGGGGGGUGGAUGGCAAGGAUGAUGGGGGCCCUGGCCAGGCUUCCCUGGAAGAUGACGAUACCUUUGAGGAUGGUCUGCUAGUGGAGGAGCUAUCCCUGUGUGGCUCUGCCCAGCACUUCUCCCACAGUGGGUUGCGGGUGGUGGAGCACCGGUGUGAAAGCAGCCCUAGCCACAGCCCCAAGGCCAGCAGAGAGAACAAGCUGCAGGAUGCUGCCACCACCUCCUCCUCUUCCUUCUCCUUCUCCUCCUUUUCCUGGCCCCAGCACACUGCUUGCAAUACUUUGCACACAAGAGACGGUUGCCACGUCUCAUCAGAGGAUCAGCCCACAGGCUAUGGGGAUAAUGGUGAGCAGACAAGUGGCGGCAACUUGCCUCACCAUGAUUUGCACAGUAUUGCACAAACAGCCUGGCUGGAUUCUGGUGGGACAAAAGAGAAGCCAGGGAGCAGCCCAGCUCACGGCAGCGGGGCUACUAGAGAAGAGGAAUGGCCAGUGACAGCCAAUGGGUGCAAGGAGCCCCCAGCUCUGCAGACAGCACUCAGCCCUGAGCCCAGCAAUCUGAGCUCCCUGGAGAAGACACCCUGUGGGAGCAGCCAGCUCAGUAGGAGCAACUGCCCUGUCAAAAGGAAGCUGCUGCCUGCUAGUGAGGUUGUGGCUGACUCCUGUUCUGAAGACGAGAGCCUGUCUCACCCAAUAAAAAAGAAGAGAGCCCUGCUGUGCCAUACAGUGCCAACAGCCUGCCGCAGCACUGAUGCCAAGGGGGCCCCUUUCUGGAAUCACCUGCUUCCCAAGGCCAAGAACUCUUCGAGUUGCACUGUGGUUGGGAGGAGGCUGAAGAGCGGGCUGCGCCUCAAAUUGCGCCAUCUCCAGAGCUGCUUCAAGAGGGGCAGUAGGUCCUCCACAGUGCCCUGGGCCACCACCACAGUCAGCCAUGCUCUGCUGGGCAAUUUUGAGGAGUCAUUCCUGAAAGGGCGCUUUGCCCCGUCGGGGAGGAUUGAGGGGUUCACAGCAGAGAUUGGUGCCAGCGGCUCCUACUGCCCCCAGCAUGUCACUCUGCCUGUUGACGUCACCUACUUUGACAUCUCUGAACACAGCAUGCCCUCACCUUUCCUGGGAGUGAUUGACUUGGAGGCCUUGGGAAAGAAAGGUUACAGUGUCCCCAAAACUGGAACCAUCCAAGUGACCUUAUUUAACCCCAACAAGACUGUGGUGAAGAUGUUCUUGGUGACAUAUGAUUUCCGGGACAUGCCAGCCAACCACAUGACAUUCCUGCGCCAUCGCAUCUUCCUGGUGCCCGUUGGGGAGAAAGAAGGAGCCACUGUGGCUCCCAGCGACCCACCUGGCACUGACCUGCCCCGCAGGGUCCUCUGCUACCUGAUGCACCUAAGGUUUCACAGUUCCAAGUCGGGGAAGAUCUACCUUCAUGAUGACAUCCGCCUGCUCUUCUCCCGCAAGUCAAUUGAGGUCGACUCGGGGAUUCCUUAUGAACUGAAAUCCUUCACAGAGAUGCCAAGGAACCCCUGCUACUCUCCCCGGGCCUGACCUUCUUCAUCUCC